CUUAUUCAGCCAGUCAGUGAGCAUACCGCAUCGCACCUACGACAACGGCUGGACAAAAAUAUCGAGACGCAAAACCAAAGCAAACGCAGUCCGAAGCGGAACAACAAAAACAACAUUCCAUAUCGGAGAGCGAACGAGAAUAUCGAAUAGUAGAUCGGGAACCCAGCCCAACAUAUUUGGACGAAAUGCCUUCCGUUGAACCCACAAGCCAAGUGAACGAACAAUCUCAGUCUUCAUCCCACCAGGAAAAUGCCUCCGCCAACAAUAAUGGACAAUCAGAGCAACAGCAGCAGCAGCACCAAGAACCAAAUCAGCAGAGCGCAUCUAACGGAGAAGAAAUACGUGACCCCGAUCGUCAGCUGAUUCCAGCCGAUCGCAUUGAACAUGUGGAGGAUUCCGCCGCGCCCGUCGACCUGCCAACCGUGCGUGAAUUCACCCAGAACGACAAGAUCAACAAGUUUCUGCUGAACUCGUUCCUGCAGCGGCUGAACGAAACCGACCUCAGCCAGUUCCGCGGCAACGGCGACGCGGCGGACGGCGAAGACCAAGAGCAGGACUUUGAGGCGUGAAAGCAGCGCCAGUAUCGAAUAAAUCCUCGGUUAAGUUUUUUGUAUGUUUAAGGGCCGUGCUUCUUUUGAGUCAUACCAUGCUAUACACCCUCUAAAACAUUUUGUUGCGAUCGGAGAAACGCCAGCCAAGUGGCGAAAUAAAUUGUACAGUACGAACAACAGUAA
Messenger RNA from Aedes albopictus (Asian tiger mosquito), 734 nucleotides. RefSeq lists its product as uncharacterized. The transcript is spliced from 2 exons. The record is from RefSeq and is a predicted model, not a curated record. Bases 186 to 569 code for a protein of 127 amino acids. NCBI's taxonomy places the organism in Eukaryota, Metazoa, Arthropoda, Insecta, Diptera, Culicidae.